GUGAGCGAUAGCGCUGCCGCACCAGUAGCUCUAGCGAGCAUACGCUGGCUUACAGAGCGGAUAUCCCCCAGCUUUCCCAUGUCUGUACUUGAAACCACGGACCCGGACAGCUGCCGGGGAGAUUUUUCCAUCGAAGACAAGCACAUCUUACUGGAUUACAAAUUUAUAGAACUGGAGCCCACUAGACUAAUGGUUAACGAACGGAGCUGUCAGCCUACUCUAGGCUAGGGAAUAAUAAAUUUAAAAGUGAGCAGGAGGGAUAAUAAACAAGAAGAAGCGAGAAAAAAGCUGAACUUGAUAAAGCUCGUCCAUCAUCUGCCAUGGUUGGGACGGCUAAAGUCCUUGCUUUUGCUUCCGUUUCGAUUGAUUCGUGACUUAGCCAAGCACUUUUUUUUUCUUGUUGUUUUUUGGAUAUAAGAGGAGAGAGAGAGAGAGGGGCCAACUGACGGACGAUCACAACCACCGCAAAAAAUUCUACCAAGGAACUGAAGCGUAGAAUGUCUAAAUCUUAAGAGCUUCCCGGAGAACUCUAUGAGAUUAUGGCUGGAGGAGAGACCCUGACGGAUCGACUUGGCGUGUACAACAAUCUGGACGACCCGGUACCAACAUGGAACCGCCCAGAGGUCAUAUCAUCCGUUGCGGCUACAAUGCUCUGCAUCUCCACCUUUUGCGUGACGUAUCGCCUCUACAUCCGACUCUGGGUUAUCCACGCUGGCGGCUGGGAUGAUGUCUUCGUCUUAUUUUAUCUCCUAUCGGGACUGGUGGGUGGCAUAGCACUAUGUUUUGCCCCUCAGUUUGGGCUGGGUCAGCACUUUCUUUACUUGAAACCGGAAGGAAUGGCGGCGUAUCUAAGGAUAUUCUACGUGAUAAACGCAUCCUACAACCUCUCGACUAGCUUUAUCAAGAUAUCCCUAUUAUUUCAAUACCUGCGCGUCUAUCGCAGCGGCAAGCUGCGGACGACUUGCAUUGUGAUGCUUGUCAUCAUCGGCCUCUGGGGGUUUGCGUAUUCGUUCAUGGGUUGGGUGCCUUGCUUUCCCAUCUCGGGAUAUUGGGGCUUGGGUGCCGGUGGGGCAAGGUGCUAUGCAUUUGGCUCUAUGCAUGUUGAAGAAUUCUUCAACACCUAUGUGUCUCAUACCGUGGUCAAUACAGCACUGGACAUGAUUGUAUUCUCUCUUCCCAUACCACUUUACUUCCAGCGUGGGACGCAUCGACGUACCAGACUUGGAUUAGUCGGGCUAGUCAUCAUGGGCAUAAUUGUCAACGCCUUUAGCAUGUGGCGGCUCGCAACCCUCGUUCAACAUAGAGCGACGACCAGCCCAACUUUCGACCCGACAUGGUACAGCCCGAUCAGCGUGGUACUGGGGGCGCUAGAGGUCAACAUCUCGAGUAUCUGUGCUUCCGUACCAAUAUUCUGGCCUCGUCUGAAGGCCCGCCUUGGGGACAUAUUCGUCACCAGAGAGGUCAUCAUCACCCUAAACCGACGAUCGCAUCGCGCAUCAUCCGAAGAUGACACGAUCGAGCUUCAGAGCACGGCGAGCGAGCACCACGACAACAGCUGGAAGAGGUGUCCCAGCAGGACAAGCGAGUCAAGCGAAACUCGACUUGCCGAGCCGCACCCCGUGGAAAAGAGAGAACACCACUAUAGGGAUGAGUUCAUCUUGGGCCAGGUCGAUCCUCUUAGGGGUAGGCCCGCGUAUACGGUAGAGUCUGAGAUUAGUUCCAACACUCUCGCGAGGCAAAAGUCUAAAAAAAGCCUGAGAAAAAAGAUGAGUGCCCCAAAUUAGUUACGUAUACCAUAAUCAAUGCUAUUUCGAGAACAAUUCAUAGCCUUUGUGAUGAAUCAUUCAAACCAUCGUCCUAAGUAACUUGGUCACCUGGAAUGAACUGGUUACUAUUAAUAUGUGCGAUGAAAUUAGAGAUGGAAUGUCU
Molecule: messenger RNA, 1929 nt
Organism: Hypoxylon fragiforme
Lineage: Eukaryota; Fungi; Ascomycota; Sordariomycetes; Xylariales; Hypoxylaceae
Exons: 6
Coding region: 540-1784 (414 amino acids)
Source: RefSeq, a predicted model, not a curated record